Messenger RNA from Spinacia oleracea (spinach), 2730 nucleotides. RefSeq names its product membralin-like protein At1g60995. The coding region runs from base 305 to 2332 and encodes 675 amino acids. Lineage: Eukaryota; Viridiplantae; Streptophyta; Magnoliopsida; Caryophyllales; Amaranthaceae. Gene Ontology annotation, cellular component: endoplasmic reticulum. The transcript is spliced from 14 exons. Gene Ontology annotation, biological process: positive regulation of ERAD pathway; response to endoplasmic reticulum stress. The record is from RefSeq and is a predicted model, not a curated record.
CUUACCCGCCACGCGAUCAUCAUCAUGAAGAGGUGUUGUCUAUCCUUCUUUGUAUUCUGUAAACAACCAAACAUCAAACUCAUCUUUUUCUGGAAACGCUGAAACCUCAAUGACUCCUUGAUUCUCUUUGCCCCAAAAUUCCUCCAUUUUUCUCUCUCCUCCAUUGCUAAUCGCAAAUCAUACUUCUAUUCCGAUGAAUUUUGAGCAAUGAUCGUCAAUUCCUUCAACAAUUUUCCACAAACCCUAGCUUUGGAUUCGCGAUAAUCAGCAACAUUUUCGGGGGAAAUUGAUAUAGUUUUUGGAAAUGGAUCCUGAACAGACGUUUAUUAGGGUUCAGGAGAGGUUUUCGCAGAUGGUUACGCCCAGAAUUCGAGCUGCUCUUGAGUAUUUUUAUCUUUUCACUGCUGUUACUUUGUUCGCCAUUCUUGUUGUUAUGCACGCCAAUUAUGUCCAGCAGCCAGGCUGUUCCAGUGAGCUCUCAGGAGUGAAAACAUCAGAAGCUCAACUUAUUUUCAUCAAGAUUACUGGUAUUGGCCUGCUAACUCAAAAUGACUCUGAACCUAAUUUUGAGGAUAUUUCUUCUGAGCGGACUCUAUUUGAUGAACCCCGAGAGCCAGAUGCCCAUGGGGAGGAGUUUAACUUGUUUGCUGUGAACUACUGGUUCAGUUGGAUUACUUCUGGUGCUAAGAGGGGAAAAUUGGAUUUCAAGUUUUGGAAAAAUUAUUAUGAAUACUCGGAAACACUGUCAGAAACUACCAGUGAUGGGAAGGGCUCAAAGUUAGCUGCUAAUGAUGGUAGAAUUGAAAGAGAGGAGCCAUAUGAAACUUUUUCCAUGUUUUCAAAACAAUCUGCAAGAGCAGUCAUCUUGCACUUUUUCAGAAAGUGGCACAGACGCCUAUCAUUUUUCUGGAAACAUGGUUCACGUUUAUUGGGAACUCUUUGGAAUGUUGCAGGUAUUAACCUGAAUCUUGACAUUCCUAAGUGGCUGCGAAUUUUACACUUGGAUAGGCUCAAUCUGCUUGCAGUGCAGUGGCUUGAGAGAAAAAUCAAAGCAUUUGAACCGACAUAUCUUUACACUAUGGAAAAGGGGUACUUCUUGCUUCCUGAAGAAGCUAAAGCUCGUCAUAACGUUCGGACUGCUAACAUUAGCAUAUCAGCUCGGCAUCCUUGCUUUGGUAACAGGUGGCAACAACUUCUCAUAAAUAGGGUGGUGGGAUAUGACACUAUUCUGAUGAAUAGUUUGCUAGAUUUUCCUGGACAAGGAUACCUAUAUAACUAUCAGACCAAGGAGUUCUAUAAUCUCAGUUAUGCCCAUGAACCAUCAAAAAGUUCUGCUACUUUUGGAGAUUAUUUGGUGGCUAAGUGUGGGGUGCUUAUGAUGUCGCUCUUUGUUUUCUUUACAACGACAAUGUCAGUUUCAUUUACCUUGAGAGAGACACAAACUCGGAUGCUCAAAUUUACAGUGCAGCUUCAACACCACGCUCGUCAUCGACUUCCAACAUUCCAGCUGAUAUUUGUUCAUGUCAUUGAGUCGCUUGUCUUUGUGCCUAUCAUGAUAGGCAUCCUAUUUUUUCUGUUCGAAUUUUAUGAUGAUCAAUUGCUUGCUUUCAUGGUGUUGAUAUUGGUAUGGCUGUGUGAGCUUUUUACCCUUAUCAGUGUUCGUACGCCAAUAUCAAUGAAGUUCUUUCCACGCUUUUUCUUACUCUAUUUCUUGGUGUUCCACAUCUACUUCUUCUCUUAUGCAUAUGGGUUUUCGUACUUGGCCUUGUCUACUACUGCAGCAUUUAUGUUGCAUCUUAUCCUGUAUUUCUGGAACAGAUUUGAGGUCCCUGCUUUACAAAGAUUUUUGCAAAAUCGCCGUUCACAUAUGCAACAGCACCCAGAUUUCCACAUAACCUCCUCUACUAUACUCGCCUCUACAUUGCACAUUACACGGCUGAAUACAAGAAAUCCUGGCUCAGUCAAUACAGAGGACGCUUCAGGUCCUCGAGUCUCAGUUCUUAGGCCGGGUGGUGGUAAUGUUCCAAUACCUCCUACUGCACAGGCAGAUAUUCCCGGGCUUCAAGAACAAUUGGGAAAUGCAAAUCGGCAAAGCGAAAAUACAGGGAGAGAACCUCUUCCGAUCCCUGAAAAUGACCUUCAGCAACCAGAAACUGGUCAAAACCCAGGAAAUAUGAACUCCUUUAGCUCUCUGUUGCUAUGGAUUCUUGGAGGAGCUUCUUCUGAAAGCCUCAACUCCUUUUUUUCCAUGUUUAGAGAUAUGAGAGAUCAAGCCCAGUUUUAUGCUGAUUCUCCUAGACAGGAAAAUGAUAAUGCCGAAAAUCCUCAAUAGGGGUGAAAAAGCAGAUGAAAGGCGAAGUUGGUAAGUGAUAAUAUUAAGGUGUCAUUCUUUUAGCUAUAUCAUGUUAUAUCGGUCGUGUUAGCUGAAGCAGAACAGCUUCUGCAGAUAGCCGGUGACAACUGUAAAUGAUUAGAAAGAAAGAAAGAGAAUAGGCAGGGAGAAGAUGUUACACGAUACGCUGAGAUUGUGUUUGAAUGCGUCGAGGCAAAAUUUGUGUUUUUGCCACGAGCAGAGGCCAGGGUUUUGUAAGAAAGAGUUCCUCUCAGGUCUCUGUAACCAUUUCUGUAACCAUUGCUGUAAAAAGAUGGUUUAUAUUGUAAUGCAAUAUUAUAAAUACGAGUCGUUAUAAAUCUAUAUUAAAAAGAUGCCCAGGCAUGAAAUUAUUGUUA